Myotis daubentonii (Daubenton's bat) is the source of this 5225-nucleotide messenger RNA. RefSeq names its product NACHT and WD repeat domain containing 1 (gene NWD1). The record is from RefSeq and is a predicted model, not a curated record. Gene Ontology annotation, molecular function: protein binding. NCBI's taxonomy places the organism in Eukaryota, Metazoa, Chordata, Mammalia, Chiroptera, Vespertilionidae.
UUCUGCUGAUCACAGGCAUUUGGCAUUCAUCCUGAUUUCCAGGCACAUCGUGCUUCCUCCUGUGCUGGCCCGAGGGAGCGCCUCACUGUCCUCACCUCGCCCGCCCCUGAGUGGUCCUCACUCUCGUUCCACAGACCAUGCGGCUGAUGUCCUGGGAGAGGGGCCACUUGCUUGAAUCCUCCAGGAAGGCGGUGGAGGAGACGGCAUUCCCGCCGGGCCCAUGGACGUCGAGAUAUGGAUGCGGAGAGAGAAGCUCUGCAGUCUACCGCGUACCCCGAAGUGCAGACCUUCUGCCAAAAGCACGGCCUGAUGUUUGAGGUCGUCGAUCUGAGGUGGGGGAUUCAGCACGCACAGGCCACUGACCACAUGACCACGGAACUCUGCUUGGAGGAGCUUGAUCGGUGUCGGAAAACAUCCCUAGGGCCGGCUUUUGUUGCCCUCCUAGGUGACCAGUACGGCCCCUGUCCGGUCCCCACGCUGAUCGAGGAGAAGGAGUGGGAGGCGCUGAAGGCCCAGCUGGCCACCAGGCCAGGUGACCUGGAGCUGGUGGCUCACCACUUCCGGAGGGACGAGAACACUGUGCCCCCCAGCUACGUGCUGCAGGCCCUGGGCACCAGGGACACCCGUGGGCCGGAGGAGGCCACCCUGACCUCUGUGCUGCGCGGUGGAGCCCAGGAAGCCAGAAGGCUGGGCCUCAUCACCCAGGAGCAGUGGCACCGCUACCAACGGUCAGUCAUCGAGUGGGAGAUAGAACGGGGUCUGCUGAGCUCGACAGAUGGGGAGCAGGGGGCCACUGUCUUCUUGAGGGAGAUCCGGGACCUGAACAGACACAUCCUGGAAGACUGUGCCCUGAAGAUGGUGGACCGGCUCGCAGACGGCUGCCUGGACACAGACGCCCAGAACCUUCUCAGCAGCCUCAAGGGGCGCAUCGCUGACGUGCAGCCGGGAGUCCUCAAGGCCCACCACCUGCCAUGGAGCCGCGACCUGGUGAACCCCAAAAAUAAGGCUCACGCCCGGUACCUGCAGGAGCUGGGGGAGCAGUUUGUGGCCAGGGCUAACCACCAGGUGCUCCAGCGCCUCCGGGAGCUGGAGGCGGGCAGGCAGGAACUGGCCUGGCUCUACCAGGAGAUCCGCCACCACCUGGGGCUGAGUGCCGAGGCCACGAGGACCUUCUGCGGGCGCCAGGAGCUCCUGGCCCGGGUGGGACGGCGACUCCGGCAGAGUGACAAUCACCCCCACACGCCCCUGGUGCUUUUCGGGCCCCCAGGCAUCGGGAAGACGGCUCUGAUGUGCAAGCUGGCCGAGCAGAUGCCGGGGCUGCUGGGCUGCAAGACGGUGACCGUCCUGCGGCUUCUGGGGACAUCACAGCUGAGCCGCGACGCCCACAGCCUGCUCCGGAGCAUCUGCUUCCAGGUGUGCCUGGCCUACGGGCUGCCCCUGCCUCCUGCCCAGGUCCUGGAGGCCCACAGCAGGGUGGUCCAGUUUUUCCACACCCUCCUGCACACCGUCUCCUGCCGAAACUUCGAGUCCCUGGUGAUCCUGCUGGACGCCGUGGACGAUGUGGACUCCGCGCACCGUGGGAGGAGGGUCCCCUGGCUGCCUCCCAAGUGUCCCCCCAGGGUCCACCUCGUCUUCUCGGCCUGCUCAGGGCAGCGGGGAGUUUUAGGCGCCGUGCAGCAGACGCUCAAGGACCCAGAGUCCUACUGGGAGGUGGAACCCCUCUCCAGCAGCCAAGGGCAAGAGAUGAUCGGGCUCCUGCUGGCGGCCUCCAGGAGGACACUGAGCCCAGGGCAGAGGGAUCUGCUCUGGGCCGGCCUCCCGGAGUGCGGGCACCCCGGGCAGCUGAGGCUGGCCUUUGAGGAGGCCCGGAAAUGGGCGUCCUUCACUGUGCCCGCCCCUCUGGCCUCCACUGCCGAGGACAUGCUGCACGAGCUGUGUGCCCGUCUGGAGCAGACCCACGGGCAGCUCCUGGUGGCCCGAGUGCUGGGCUACCUUGUGUCUUCCCGGCACGGGCUCUCGGAGGCUGAGCUGAAGGACGUCCUGUCCCUGGACGAUGAGGUCCUGCAGGCUGUGUACCAGGACUGGACCCCGCCCAGCAAGGAGCUGCUGCGCUUCCCACCCCUGCUGUGGGUGAGGCUCCGUCGUGACCUGGGCAACUGCUUGGCCAGGCGGCCUGUGGAUGGCUUCACACUCCUGGCCGUCGCCCACAGACAGCUGGCUGAGGUGGUCCGGGAACGCUACUUGUCGGGGCCCGAGAAAGCCACGAGGCACGGAAUCUUGGCUGACUUCUUCUUGGGAGCCUGGAGCCAGGGCACCAAGAAGCUCAUCACCCUGCCACUGGUGGGGAAGCCCCUGAACCUGGACCGCAAGGUGGCCCCCCAGCCUUUGUGGUUCUCGGACACCGUGGCAAACCUGCGGAAGCUGAAGGAGUUGCCCUAUCACCUGCUCCACUCGGGCCGCCUGGAGGAGCUGAAGCAGGAGGUGCUGGGCAGCAUGAGCUGGAUUUCCUGCCGAGGUGUCUCCGGGGGCAUCGAGAGCCUGUUGGAUGAUUUUGACCUGUGUGCCCCCCACGUGGACUGCCCCGAGGUGGGCCUGGUCCGAGAAGCCCUCCAGCUGUGCCGCCCGGCCGUGGAGCUCCGGGGCCUGGAGAGGAGCAUCCUAUAUACAGAAAUCCUGGCCAGACUCCAUUUCUUCGCCACCUCGCAUCCAGCACUGGUGGGAGAGCUGUGCCAACAGGCCCAGCGCUGGUUCCGGGAGUGCCCACACCCUGUGCUGGUGCCUCUCGGAGGAUUCCUCCAGCCCCCAGGAGGACCCCUCCGGGCAACCCUCACUGGCUGUCACAAAGGCAUCACUGCUAUGGCGUGGAGCCUGGAAGAGAAGCUGCUGGUGGUUGGCACCCAGGAUGGCACCGUGGCGGUGUGGGACAUGGAAGAGCAUCAGGCGAUCCACAUCCUAACUGGGCACACAGGCGAGGUGAGGUGUGUGACCGUGUUUGCCAGAGGGACGCAGGCCAUCUCCGCCUCCAGGGACCGCACCCUGCGCUGGUGGCACCUCCUCUCCGGCCAGGAGAAAUUCACCAUUUGGGAUGGAGGCUCCGAAGACCCCGCUGUGCCUCAGAGCCUUCAUGUGGACGAAGCGAGGAAGGUGGUGUACUCGGCAUCUGGCUCCAAGGUCAAUGCUUGGAAUCUGGAAACUGCGGAGCUGAUUUUCCAUAUCCGGGGAGAUGCCUCCGACCCCUGGAUCUGCACGGCAGCACUGGCUUCCCAGGCCACGCUGCUGACCGUGUCUGAAGGCAGUGUGGUCAGUCUGUGGAGCUCAGCCACAGGAAAAGUGCGGGGGAAGCAACACUUGUCCAGCAUCAAAGAAGAAACACCUACCUGUGGGGUCUCAGUCCAGAAACCAGGACACAUGGUUGUUGGGUUCAGCAAGGGCUCCAUCUGUUUGGUUUCCUCUGAAGGAGACAGCCUGCUGGGGAAGCUUCCGGAAGCUGUGGGGUUCCUGGUCACCUCUGAAGAUGAGUCCCUUCUCGCCGCAGGCUUUGGAAGGUCCGUGCGAAUAUUCUUGGCCAACUCACAGGGGUUUCAUCAAUUCAUGGCCACUGACCUUGAACAUGAGGACACAGUGGAGACAGCUGCUUUCGGUCCUGAGAACAACCUGAUUGUCACGGGGUCCCGGGAUGCACUCAUUCAGGUGUGGAGUCUGUCAGAACAGGGGACCCUGCUGGACGUCCUGGAAGGCGUCGGGGCCCCCGUGAGCCUGCUGGCCCAGGGUGGGGCUCUGGUGGCAUCCGCUUCCCAGCAGUCCUCAUCCUUCAAAGUCUGGGAUCUCACUUACACUCAGAAGCCGCGAGCCUCCGCCCCGUUUCUGGACCGCACUGGCCUCACUGCUGUGUCCCACAAUGGGAGCUACGUUUACUUCCCCAAAAUUGGGGACAAAAACAAAGUCACCAUCUGGGACUUGGCAGAAGGUAAAGAACAAGAUGCCCUGGACACCUCCAAUGAGGUCCGGUGCCUGGAGGUCGCCGAGCAGGCCAAGCUCCUCUUCACCGGCCUCGUUUCCGGCAUCGUCCUCGUGUUCCCGCUGAACUCCAGGCAGGAUGUGAUGUGCAUCCCCCCACCAGAGGCCCGGAAAGCUGUCAACUGCAUGGCCCUGAGUAAGGGCGAGGAGCACCUGGCCAUCGCCUAUGACAGCAUCGUCUUGGUGUUGGACAUUAACCCUGGGGGCCCCUGUCCGGUCAUCGAUGGGCCAACCUACACCUUCUACACCCAGCUGCCUGCGACCAUAUCCAGCGUGGCCGUUCUGGCUGACUACCGUGUGAUUUACGGCAUGACCGACGGCGACCUCUUCCUUUACGAGUGUGCGAAUUCCAAAGUGUUCCCUCUGGAGGCCCAUGGGAGCCGCGUCACCUGCGUGGACGUCAGCCACAAGGAGCAGCUGGCAGUGAGCGGGUCCGAGGAAGCCCUGCUCUGCCUCUGGGACCUGGAGGUGUGCAAGUGGAAGUUUGAGCUGAGUUACACGAACUCUUACUGCCGAGGAGUCCAAUGUGUUUGCUUCUCCAAGGAUGACAAGUAUGUGUACGCGGGCUUGAGGGAUCGCUCCGUCAUUGUCUGGAGUGUGCUGGAUGGCACCCUGCUGGCCAGCCAGUUUGUCCAUGCCAUAGUGAACAGAAUCAUCCCAACUUCCAAUGGCUUCAUUGCCCCCACCAGACAUGGCUAUCUCAUCCGUGAACGAUUCCAGUGCCCUUCAUCAAGAGCCUCACAACAGGACCCUCUCAAGAACUUCAAGAAGGCAGUGUGGAUGGUCAAAUCAAGGCAGAGAGAAGAGUUGGCUGCUGCUGCAGGGGCACUGCAGGACUCAGGAUUAGGGGGUGCCCAGAGAAAUGAAUGCAAAUCAAACAAACGCUCACAAGUCUGCCUGAUAGUGUAGAACCACCUGUGGGGGUAUGGGGCUCCAAUCUGGCUAAAGUGAAGAAAAUUAUGUAUUGAUGUAUAUCUGGACACAAGGCCUCAUAUCAUGGGACCCAGAUCUUGCUUCCCAACAUCUUUCCAUUCCUAUAUCCUCCUUGUGGGCUCUAUUUGCAGACCUGCCAUCCCUAGGUUAGCAACAUGGUAGCCAAUUCAGUAGGAAAAAGAGCUUCUCUUCCCCUACAGUUUGAACUAAAGUCCUGGCCUUGAUUCUAUUGAUCCCACUUGGCUCAUAUGCCCAUCCCAGAACCAAUCAAUUGU